UGCAAUCUGAAAAAUCAUAUAUUUCCUGAACAAAAAAGAAAAUAUAGUCAAUUAUCUUCGGUCUUGAAGAUUCAAUCCGGUCGUGAGAGCCAUGUCCGACGACGUUACAGAAGCUCCACCACCCAAGUCUGCUAACACGGUGGAGGACAUAAUAUUAUGGAGGAGGAAGAAACUGGCAUUCUCCAUCCUCAUCGUCGAGACUGCGACAUGGGUUUUGCUAAACGUCUAUGGUUUCAACUCCAUGACCAUAGUUUCAUGGGCCGCCAUUGCCGCCGUUGCUCUGCUCUUCCUUUGGGGCAAUCUCCUUCGACUUCUCCACAAGGGAGAACCGGAACUGUCGAGAUUGCGAGUGUCGGAGGAUUUUGCGGCGGAGACGGCGUCAACCUGUCGGGAACUCGGGGAAGAAGCCAUAAGAUGGAUGUUUAGCGUCAGCUCCGAGAGAGAAUGGUUCGUUUUCGCACGAACUGUUCUCGGUUUAUGGAUAUUGUCACGUGUCGGGAACCUUCUCGAUUUCCAGACUUUCCUCUUCAUAGGAUCUGUGAUGGGGCUGACAGUGCCGGUGUUCUGGGAGAAGCAGAAAGGGAGAAUAAAGAAAAUCUCGGACAGGUUGAAAGAGAAGACACGGGAAGCAUACAGCGUAGCUCGUGAGAAGAUAGUCACGAGGAAGGGCAAGAAGGCUUCAGCGGAGGAAAAAAAGGAGAAAAAGACGGAAUAGUUUUUCAAUAUAGCCCAUGUGUUUCUACACAAAUUUAACGUCAUGUGAUGGUGUACAUUAAUUCCAAUAAUUACCUUUUUUUAGGGGUUAAAUCAGAUUUUCAUGUAAUAAAUAAUCGUAUAUUGGCGUUGGCGGUGUGAAUAUAAUUACAACAUGAAACCUCUUA
Messenger RNA from Tarenaya hassleriana, 881 nucleotides. RefSeq names its product reticulon-like protein B13. Lineage: Eukaryota; Viridiplantae; Streptophyta; Magnoliopsida; Brassicales; Cleomaceae. The coding region runs from base 92 to 715 and encodes 207 amino acids. The record is from RefSeq and is a predicted model, not a curated record. The transcript has 4 exons.